CCUACCUGUUAUUCAUAACUCAAUCCGACAGAUCUAGGAAUAAGCGCGUCAUCAUGUCGGGAAGCGAGCCAUUGCCUCGCGCACGAGCUCGUACCUUUGGUGUUGAGUUGGAAUUUAUAAUCUUGUGGUUAUGGGAUGAUGAGCCGGACCCAUAUCAAGAGUGGGCAAAUGAAUUACCUCCAAUCCUUAGAAUACCAAGGGAAAGCAGCAUUCCGCUCCCAAAGAGUCAUGUAGACGGGAUGGUCUACGACGCGAUUUGUGAUGUUCUAAACAGACACGGUAUACCGGCUCGACGAGACCCACCUCGAGCUUCCGAAUUCCGCGUCUGGAACGCCAAGUCGGACUCAAGUAUUUACCUUACAGAUGAGAAAGCUCGGUGGACCGCUGUCGAACUGGUGUCUCCCGUAGAGAGUGCUUCACCCGUGGCGUUCAAAGUAAUUUCCUAUGUCCUAAACUUAAUAGCGUCUACGUACCGGAUAAAAUUGAACAAAACUUGCGGGUUUCAUGUACACGUGGGUGAUGGGGAAGAGCGAAUGCCUCUGGAGGAUGUAAAGAGAGUCGCUUCUCUACUCUGGGCUGCCGAUCCCAUUAUCGCCACACUGCAUCCAUCGGAAAGGAGAACAAACCGCUACUCACAAAGCAUUCGCGAACGGAGUCCACUUGCUCAAGGGAGUAAAAUAGCGGAUGUAUUGUCGAAUGCUAACCACAGGGAAGAUGAUACGUGCCUUCUAUAUAUUGGACGUAGCAUGAGGCACGGGGAGCAGCCGAUAUCUUGGAGAUCAAUGAACCAGUUGCAGAAGCACAUCCAGGCCUUUAAAGACAAUCGUAGCAAGCUUGACUUUCAACCGUUUAUCUACGAUGACACCGAAAGGUCCUCAACAGGCAAGAUGGAUUCACCCACGGCAUACUCAGUCUCAGGACCAAAUGCAUCAGAGAUCCAGGCUCGCACCGAGAAGGCCACAAAAACCAUCAACGAUUCCGAAGUUAAACGCUCUAGCCACCCGUAUUCAUCUACGCUAAGGCGUCUCGGUCCGAGGUUUUUACUCCCCGAAAGACUGCCUGAUGAUGAAAGCAUGUCUACAAGACUCGACGCGAAGGCCGAGUCCGACAUCGGGGUUUUCGCCGGUGUAAGCGAGAUAUUUUCUUGUGAAAGCUCGUGCGUGAUAUCCCUACUGCUAGAGACCCGGCAGAGACCCAAUUAUAGCUUCUUUCGCUACAGGUGUAACGAUCUCAUGGAUCCUCCAUGGCGUGCCCCUACGAUCGAGUUUCGAGAAGCGGCGGGCACCACAUCUGGUCGAUGGGCGGAAGUGUGGGCCAGCAUCUGCGUGGGUCUCACGCAUUUCGCGAUCCACGCUCCGGUAGAUGUGUACCUCUCCGUGUUAUUUCAUCUUGACGAGGCCACUUCUGGCGAGGCUUCGUAUGAUGUGGUUGACUUAUUGGGCGAAGUUGGACUAUUUGCGGAAUCUGUGUUUGCAGAGAAGAGGUUAACGCAAUAUAAGGAUGAAUGGGGGUUAAAGUAUGAUUCCGAAGGGGAAAAUAAUUCACACUGAGUUAUUUUUUGAAUGAGGGUUAGACCAUAAUAUCGGUAAUCUUCAAGUAGAGGUUACCUUAGAUACCUCCUGAAUAUAAACAUUCUUGUAUUCUUAAACUAACGUAUAUCUCUUUUCCAUUGUCGUUCGUGGUGAACUAUGCUUUGACCAUCUGAAGAAAGCGGGUAAAGCCGGAAAGAAAACAAACGCAUUAACAGGUAUUUAAUAUGCAUAUCUUAUAAAGUCUAUGUUACAUCACCUGUAAUUUAUGUCCUCUUUGAAAGAGCCUUUCAUUCGUCGCAUGUAUGAUGCAUACUAGGUAGUAGGUAUAGCCGGAGGUAAUAUUCUUCCCUUCUCUAUUCA
Messenger RNA from Daldinia caldariorum, 1892 nucleotides. Its product is annotated as putative amidoligase enzyme-domain-containing protein. The coding region runs from base 54 to 1550 and encodes 498 amino acids. The transcript has a single exon. The record is from RefSeq and is a predicted model, not a curated record. NCBI's taxonomy places the organism in Eukaryota, Fungi, Ascomycota, Sordariomycetes, Xylariales, Hypoxylaceae.